This is a messenger RNA of Trichoderma virens Gv29-8, 2619 nucleotides long. RefSeq lists its product as uncharacterized. Lineage: Eukaryota; Fungi; Ascomycota; Sordariomycetes; Hypocreales; Hypocreaceae. The record is from RefSeq and is a predicted model, not a curated record. The transcript is spliced from 3 exons. The annotation marks the transcript as partial.
UUGGAUUGGUAUACGAUUACGAUGGCUAUCAAAGCGUCUAUCCCACCAGCUGUGCUUGUAUGCGCUAUUCAGUCUAAUAGUUGGAUCAAUCACUUCAAGACAAAUGCCUAUUUAGCUCCCAUUACAUCUACUUGUGUUCUGCCUGCUCUCCCUCGGGCAAUGCUGAUUACACAUAAUAUUCGACUCACUUUCUGCCUUGUUCUAUCCUAUUGCUGGGCACUGCUUGCUGGCUGGUGUGGUGUUCAAGCUAGACAACACACUACGCACGAUAUUAACGAUCUAAACGCCUACAACUCCUCAGCAGAAGCGGUUGUUGCCAUUUUCUUGAUAUUUUGCAUUUGGUGCGUGUUUACACUAAGAUCUGCAUUUCCUAGUUGGGGCCUCCAGUGCACCAUGGCUGGGAUUUUCACAGUCGCAACACUGCCAAAUAUAGCUCGAGCUCCCAAUAUGUCAACAGUUAUCGACGAGACUAACAUUAUUUUGGAGUCUUUCCUGGUGGGGCAGGCUGUUGGCUUCGUUAAUGCACUCAUAUUGUUCCCACAAAGCUGCAGAGGGGUUUUCAGGAAAGAUAUGGGAGCCUGUCUUGAUGAAUUGGUAGCUGUCACACAGGCACAAAGGAAGUGCAUGGAAUAUAUCUUGAUAAAAAGAUUCUCCACAGGAGAAGAAACGACCAGCAUAUCAUCUAUUAGCCAGCUUGAGGCUGCCUUGCAACGAUUUGUCAACGCUGUCGCCAAGAUUGGCCGGGAUGGCGAGUACGCGGCCCGUGAGAUAUCUUGGGGUAUCCUUGAUCAUUCGCGGCUAGAGGAAAUUUCUUCUUUGUUGGUCGAUCUGAUACCACCAGCAUCUGGUUUAAGUUCAGUGGCAGAUUUGCUGCAACUACAUAUCGAUGGAUACAACGACAUGAACGGCCAUUGUGAUACGAACAAUGAUUUAUCAGUUGAAGAUGACUGGCAACAUCUUGAAGCAGCAAUGGACCAGUAUUCAAGAAAAAUGUCCGAGGAAAUCAUUCGAGGAAUUGAACAUGCCAAACUUCGAUUGCAACUUACUAAGGGACAUUCCCCCUUCAACAGAUGUCGCGUGCGAAAAGCCGACGAGGAGCACCAGGGUGUUACCUCAAACCCGGGGGAUGUUGGUUAUCUCGAGUCAUAUCGCGACGUGUUUAACAAGAACCAUAUGCUUAGCCAAGACAGCAAUAGUAUGACUAACAACAAGCUACUUGACUGCUUCAUUCAACAUAGGCCACAAGUGGGAAACCUGAGCCAAUAUACCUCUGAAAUGCAUUCGAGCACUUUACGUUAUUUCUUAUUCCUUCAUUCUCAAACCAUCCUCUCGUCUUUGGGGGAAGAACUACUCAAAUUGCUUAUUUAUCUCGACGACUGUUAUACACAACCUAAGAGGUUACUUAUCCCAUAUUUCCUUCGCCCGAGCUAUUGGGUCGGAAAACUUGUUCGCCUGAGUGAUUUCCGACGAGAUGGCAGCGCUCAGAAUACAGAUACACAACCAAACUUCAAACUCGGUUCCGCAUUUUACAAUCCAAAAAAUCCCGACCACCUCCCGCCUACUAACCUUAUGGAAACCAUGGGAGAUUAUAUGCGUAAAAUCUGUGCCGGCUUUCGUAGCGACCAUGCUGCUCAUGGACUUCGAGGUAUAUGCGCCAUCAUGACCAUAGCUAUCAUUGCGUUCCUUCAUGAUUCGCAGGAUUUCUAUUUCGCACAAAGGUUUCUCUGGGCACUCUUUGCUAUAUUACUCUCUAUGGCCCGCACUGCUGGAUCAUCUACGUUUCUAUUAAUAGGUCGGGUAUUGGGUACAAUAGCCUCAAUGGUAACGAGCUACAUCAUCUGGUAUGCGGUCGACGAAAAAACUCCUGGUAUAUUGAUCCUCCUCUGGUUGUGGUUCAUUGUCAUUGGCUACUUAUUUGUUAAGUUCCCCGAUUUCUUCAGUAUCUGGUUUGUUGCUCUCAUUGCCUCAAUUGUAAUGAUAGCAAACGAACUCCAAACUCGCAAGUUAGGAAAAGAAGUCGUUUUGCAAUCGGGACAAGCUGUCUAUGCGCCGUAUAUAAUAUUUCCCUAUAGGCUUGCCGUCGUAACACUUGGCGUCGGCACAGGUUAUUUCUGGACAGUUUUCCCCUACCCUCUCUCUGAACAUUCCGAACUACGCCAAAUUAUAGCCAAAACCAUGUAUGAGCUAGCUCACUACUACAUGUGCAUUCAACAGACAAUCAUCGCUCGUCUCCAUGGUAAUUUCGGCGACCUUGGUGAUAAGACAAGCCCCGGGUCCCAUCUCCAGGCCGCCCGCCGCCGCAUUUUUCACAAAUACCAGGCUCUGAACACCAGGUCCAAGACGAGCUUCCAGUUCCUGGACUGGGAAUUUGCGCUUGGUGGGCGAUUCCCAAAGCAGACUUAUGGUGAAAUGCUCUCUAUCCUCGAGCGACUUGGAAGCUACAUGACUCUUGCAAGCUAUGUAUCCCGUGAAUUAAAGGUUCCAGAUGCAGCCUCAUCAUGGUGGGCCAACGACCCAACUGGUACAGCUGAAGCUCAUUUGACUCCAGACGGCAUCACGGCGAGAAUGAUCAUAUUACAUUCUGCAUUGAGUCGGGCACAUCCGCUGCCACCGGAGUUG